AAACUGGUCAGGCUAUAAAACGCUCAAUUUUGACUACACUGCGAAGGAGCCGCCGGAACUGAGCAGCAGCAGGACAUAGUGAAAAAUGGGAAAGAAAACGAAGAAACCAGGCAAAGGUAAGGAAAAAACAGAGAAGAAAACAGCUAAAGCUGAAGAAAAACGAGCCCGUAGAGAGUCCAAGAAACUCUCCCCUGAAGAUGAUAUCGAUGCUAUAUUGCUGAGCAUACAAAAAGAGGAAGCUAAGAAGAAGGAAAUUCACAUUGAAGAUAACGUGCGUGCACCUUCUCCCCGAUCCAACUGUUCGUUGAACAUUAAUCCAUUGAAGGAGACUGAAUUAGUUCUCUACGGUGGUGAAUUUUACAAUGGCAGCAAGACGUUUGUAUAUGGCGAUCUUUACCGGUAUGAUGUGGAAAAGCAAGAGUGGAAGUUGAUUUCAAGCCCUAACAGUCCGCCUCCUCGCAGUGCACACCAAGCAGUUGCUUGGAAGAAUUAUCUUUAUAUUUUUGGUGGUGAAUUUACAUCUCCUAACCAAGAGCGAUUCCAUCACUACAAGGACUUUUGGGUGUUGGACUUGAAAACAAACCAAUGGGAGCAACUAAAUUAUAAAGGCUGUCCUUGUCCACGUUCAGGUCAUCGCAUGAUCUUGUACAAGCACAAGAUUAUAGUUUUUGGAGGCUUCUAUGACACUCUUAGGGAAGUCAGGUAUUACAAUGAUCUGCAUGUAUUUGAUCUUGAUCAGUAUAAGUGGCAAGAGAUAAAACCUACACCUGGAUGCAUGUGGCCGAGUGCUCGAAGUGGCUUCCAAUUUUUUGUUAAUCAAGAUGAGAUAUAUCUAUAUGGUGGUUAUUCCAAAGAAGUUUCAUCAGAUAAAAGUGGCUCAGAGAAGGGAAUUGUUCACUCAGACAUGUGGUCCCUUGAUCCUAAGACGUGGGAAUGGAACAAGGUAAAAAAAAGUGGCAUGCCUCCUGGGCCUCGUGCUGGUUUCUCUAUGUGCGUCCAUAAAAAGCGGGCUAUACUAUUUGGAGGUGUCGUGGAUAUGGAAAUGGAAGGUGAUGCUAUGAUGAGCUUGUUCCUGAAUGAACUUUAUGGCUUCCAAUUAGACAAUCAUCGCUGGUAUCCAUUGGAGCUGCGGAAGGAGAAAUCUACAAAACAUAAGCAAAAGCAAGUUUUAGAUGAGCAAGCUGACAGCAUGGAUGUUGAUAUUAAGACAAGUGCAAUGGAAGUUGAUGCAAAUGAUGAAGAUGAGGACCUUGAUUAUGAAGAUGAUGGCAGCACAAAAGGCAAUAUCAAUAAAAUGUCUUUGAACAUGAAAAAGAAUGUGACUAUUGAUGAUGGCAAUGUAGCUUCUAGCUCUGAGGAAAAGCCAGUUGUUUCUAGCUCUAAAUCUUCAGUCGUGCAAAAUUCAGCUUCAGCAGAUGUAGUAAAGCCCAGUGGGCGUAUCAAUUCAUGCAUGGCUGUGGCAAAAGAUACCUUAUAUAUCUACGGUGGCAUGAUGGAAAUUAGAGAUCAAGAGAUUACUCUUGAUGACUUAUAUAUGCUUAAUCUCAGUAAACUUGAUGAAUGGAAAUGCAUUAUCCCGGCAUCUGAGUCUGAGUGGGUUGAAGUGUCAGAUAAUGAAGAUGAUGAGGACGAAGAUGAAGAUGACAGUGAAGACGAAGAUUGUGAGAGUGGUGAUGGUAGCGACGAGGACACUGAUGAAGAAGUUGAUGUUGAGGCUAGGAAUGGUGCAUCAACAUCAGUUGAAACUGGAGAUGCCGUUGCCAUAAUUAGAGGUGAAGGUAAAACACUGAGAAGGAAGGAGAAACGAGCCAGAAUUGAGCAAAUCAGAGCUAGUCUUGGUCUUUCUGAUGCUCAAAGAACACCAGUGCCGGGGGAGUCUCUGAGGGAAUUCUACAAACGAACAAAUAUGUACUGGCAAAUGGCAGCAUAUGAACACACACAACAUACGGGAAAGGAGCUGCGUAAGGAUGGUUUUGAUCUUGCUGAAUGUCGGUACAAGGAGCUCAAACCUAUCCUUGAUGAGCUGGCCAUUCUAGAGGCGGAGCAGAAGGCGGAAGAGGCAGAGGGACCUGAAAAGAGUAGUGCAAAGAAGAGAGGAAACAAGAAAAACAAAAAUGUAGCAUCCAAGUAGCCUUGGUCCUCGUGACCUUAGAUUCGACUUAUCUCCUCAUCUGGUAAAGGCCCCAAAAGGAGAUAUUGAAAUGCCAGUGUAGAUUCUUUCACCAAAACAGGGUUGCAGGAAGAUAUUCUUGUUCCGUUUGCCUAAAGAUGCGAGAGCCAAUAUGUAUAAGUCAAGCAGCGGAUUUUCCAGCCUCAAGAAUUUAAACUUCUAUAGGCCAACUUCGACUUGUGUGGUAGUUAUUGUUUUAUAUAUUUGCGUUUUGCAGUUUUGAUAUGGCUAGCAAGUUGAGUGGAGACGAACAUGAUAAGAUGUAAUUGUAAGGAUAGAUAUUCAACAAAGGUUAAAAAUGGAGUGGCAUCUUCGACAAACGUGAAGACAAUGUAAGGGUAUGUUUGUUGCAUGAAUCAAACAUAGUCAAUAGUGAGAAAAGAUUGGCAAA
Molecule: messenger RNA, 2561 nt
Organism: Lycium barbarum (goji berry)
Lineage: Eukaryota; Viridiplantae; Streptophyta; Magnoliopsida; Solanales; Solanaceae
Exons: 20
Coding region: 86-2131 (681 amino acids)
Molecular function (GO): protein binding
Source: RefSeq, a predicted model, not a curated record